Molecule: messenger RNA, 1578 nt
Organism: Nematostella vectensis (starlet sea anemone)
Lineage: Eukaryota; Metazoa; Cnidaria; Anthozoa; Actiniaria; Edwardsiidae
Product: RNA-binding protein 42
Exons: 5
Coding region: 150-1100 (316 amino acids)
Molecular function (GO): mRNA binding
Source: RefSeq, a predicted model, not a curated record
UUCUGCCCAACACGCGCCCGCGAUCAGCAUCGUAGGUAGAACGUAAGAAAACUGCUCUUUCAUAAUAAAUCUUUGGGAAGAAAAGAAAGGACAAUAUUUAGACCGUUGUAUAAUACAAUACAAGAAAAGUGACUUAAAACAGCGAAAGUAUGAGUGGACAGCCAGGGUUCGAAGACUCCGAGCGUAAAAAUGAACUCGAAGAGGAAAUGUCGCGAUUUGAGCAAGAGAUUGCUGGUCACCCAGUCCCACGACCCAUCAUCUCGGCCAACACCUUUAAGAUGGCAUCACAAGCUAUACAAGAGGCUGUUGUGCAUAAUGUUCCACCCCCUCAAAUUACUGCGAGACCAGUAGCCCCUCCACCCAACCAACAACAGAUGCCUUUUUUCCCUCGUAAUGUGCGACCACAUACUGGACCUUUACCACCCCCACCCAUGAUGCCUAGAGUGUCCAUGCCUGGACCCACCAGCCAUCUGCCUGGGAUGGGCCAUAACCCAGCACUUCAAGGUAUGGCACACCCUACUAUGCAAAGAAUGGGACACAUGCCCCUCCCAGCACCCCCUGCCCCUCCCAUCAUCCCACAAGCCAUCAACUCGAUGCCGAUGCCAAUGGCUGGCCCAUCAGUGCCCACUGUCCAGGUACCAACCAUUACUCCUGCAGAACAGAAGGAGUGGGAGUCCGCUUACAGCCAUGUUGAGGGCGAUGAAAAAGAGAAAAAGAAAAAGGAGAAAAAGAUUGUAAGAGUUGCAGGUGGUCAGGUCUGGGAGGACGCAUCUCUUGCCCAAUGGGAUCCAAAUGACUUUCGGAUAUUCUGUGGUGAUCUUGGGAGUGAAGUAACUGAUGAAAGUCUUACCAGAGCAUUCGCAAAGUACACAUCAUUUCUCAAGGCUAAAAUUGUUAGGGAUAAAAAAAGCAACAAAAGCAAGGGUUAUGGCUUUGUUAGCUUCAAGGAUCCAAAUGACUUCAUCAAAGCAAUGAGGGAAAUGAAUGGUAAAUACAUAGGAAGUCGACCUGUGAAACUAAGAAAGAGUACUUGGAAAGACAGGAACAUUGACGUUGUAAAAAAGAAAUCAAGAGAGAAGAAGAAGCUUGGUUUGAGAUAGCCAUUCAGUGUCUCAGUUUUUAGAUCUUUAACUUGAAGUAUUGAGACUUUACUGACGGCUUAAGCCUCUGGUGCACCCAGUUGUAGGUGCGUGCCUUCAAGGUUGUACUGUAUUAGAGGGAGAGGCCAAUAUUAAAAAAAGAGAUAUAAGGAAAUGAAAAGAUGGGGCAUGGCUGUACCCUUCCCCCUGUUUUCGUAAUGCCACUGUAUUGUCCCCCCCCCACCCCCCUAAUAUUUCAAGGUCCACUACUUAACAGUCCUGCCUUUAUGACAGCUUAUACCCUGUGUCUUUGCUUUUUAUAAACUCAUCAUCAUCAUUCUUAUUAGUUAUUUCAAGAUCCAGCUCUUCCAUUUCUCUUUUCUUAUUACCAUUAGAACACAGUCUUGUUUAUGUGUUGUCUAUUUCCUGCUAAUGUAUGUCUGGAGCAAAGGGUGUGCCAUACUGUUCAACUUUGUAAAUAAAAAAGUUAUUACAACUA